CGUCCCUAACACGCUGUCACUGCCACCACUCUUCCACGCACCAACGCCAUGACCCUCCCGGUGGUGCUCAUGGUGGGCGAGAAGCCGUCCAUUGCGCGGGCGGUGGCCAUGUACGCGGCGCCCGAGGGCAUGGAGGUCGUCACCCGCGACUCGACCGUCUCGCGCUCGCUGCCUGUCCACGAGUUUGAGGGCAGCUUUGCCGGCACCCGGGUGCUCUUUCGGGUGACGGCGGUCAUCGGGCAUGUGUACUCGCUCGACUUUGACCCGCAGUUCCAGUCGUGGGACGCCACGCCACCGCGCGAUCUCUUCAGCGUUGCCACGGUGACCAAGAAGCGAGCCAAUCCCAAGAGCCGGGUGUGCAAGCAUCUGCAGGCCGAGGCCAAGGGCGCAGCUGCGGUGGUCCUCUGGCUCGACUGCGACCGCGAGGGCGAGAACAUCUGCUUUGAGGUCCUUGACAACGUCCGCGAUCGUCUCGUUCCUCACAAGGCCUUUGCCUCGCGCACCGUCUUUCGUGCCCGCUUCUCAGCCGUCACUCGCUCCGAGGUCGCCCGCGCCAUGAGCAGUCUCGUCGAGCCCAACCCGGACGAGGCCGCGGCGGUCGACGCCCGCCAGGAGCUCGACCUUCGCAUCGGCGUCGCCUUUACUCGCUUCCAGACCCGGCACCUCACCGCAAAGUACGGCAACCUGCCAUCCGAGCUCAUCUCGUACGGCCCGUGCCAGACGCCGACCCUCAACUUUGUCGUCGCCCGCCGCGACGCCAUCAACGCCUUUCAGCCCGAGACGUACUGGCAGCUCAUGCCGAGGUUUUCGCCGCCCGGCGGCGGCGCGCUCAUCUCGCUCGACUGGACCCGCGGCCGUGUCUUUGACGCUGCAGUCGUCCAGGCCUACGCCGCCGCCCUCGACGGCGCCACAGCCGCGCUCUGCACAAGCGUGAGCCGCAAGCGCAAGAAGAAGCCACGCCCAAUAGCGCUCAACACGGUCGGGCUGCUCAAGGUCUGCUCGGCUGGACUCGGCAUCGGACCCAAGGCGGCCAUGGCUGUUGCCGAGCGGCUCUACAUCGACGGCUACAUCUCGUACCCGCGAACGGAGACAACGGCGUACCCACCGGGCUUUGAGCUCCAUGCGCUACUCGAGGAGCAGCGUCGGUCGCGGGUCUGGGGCGGGUACGUCACCUCGCUGCUGAGGUCCGGCCUCGCGCCGUCGCGCGCCGGCGUUGACGCCGGCGACCAUCCACCCAUUGUGCCGAUGCGCGCGGCGUCCGAGGACGAGCUUGUUGGCGACGCCUGGCGGGUCUACGACUACGUCGCCCGCCACUUUAUCGCCACCGUCUCACCCGACUGCGUAGUCGAGCACCAGACCGCUGCAUUUAGCAUUGCUGCGCCGUCAGGCGAGACCGAGCUCUUCCACGUCAAGGGUCUCAUUGUCAUUGACGAGGGCUUCUGCGCUCUCCUCCCACAUCUCAUGCCGGCCGGCAAGGCGCUGCCGCCGCUUUCGCCGGAGACCGAGUACACGCUCACCGACAUUGUGGUCAGGUCCGGCGAGACAAGCCCGCCGGGCCUCCUCUCCGAGUCGGAGCUCAUCUCGCUCAUGGAGCGGCACAGCAUCGGGACCGACGCCUCGUGCCCCACCCACAUCAACAACAUUGUGGAGCGCGGGUACGCCAAGGUGGUGGCCGGGCGCCGGCUCGAGCCGACCACGCUCGGUAUUGUUCUCAUCCACUCGUACUACAAGAUCGAUCCUGAGCUCGUGCUGCCCACCGUCCGGUCGAGCGUGGAGAGCCAGCUCGACCUCGUUGCCUCGGGCGUGGCCGACAAGGACGCCGUCGUGGCACACUGCAUCGCCGCGUUUGCGGCCAAGUUUGACUUUUUCGUUGACUCGGUCUCGCUCAUGGACUCGCUGUUUGAGGCCAACUACGCGCCGGUCGCCGACGCCGGCAAGUCGCUCUCGCGGUGCGGCAAGUGCAAGUACGUGAUGCGGCUGAUGUACCGUCCGUCGCGGCUCCACUGCCCGCGAUGCAACGAGACGUAUUCUCUGCCAAACAAUGGGAUCAUCAAGCUCUUCCAGGAGAAGACCUGUCCGCUCGACGGCUUUGAGCUUGUUCUCUACUCGCUCGGCAAAAAGGGCGCCCGCUACCUCGUCUGCCCUGCCUGCUACACGAACCGUCCGUUCGAGCCGCCUACCUUUGCCGACGGCAUGUCGUGCGACUCGUGUCAGGCGGCUGGCUGUGGCUACGCCGGCAUCCACUUUUCGGUCGGCCCGUGCUCGGCUGCAGGCGUCCGCGCCGUGGCCGAUGACGACUCGCCCGGCUGCCCGGGCACGCUCAUGCUUGAGCCCAUGUCUGCACCGGUAUGGAAGCUCCACUGCACCGGAUGCAACGUCAUCGUCACUCUGCCUGACUGUGCCCACGACGUCAAGGUCCUCACCGGCGACGACCCGUGCGGCGGGUGCGGCGCGAACCUCUUUGCUAUCGAGUUUCACAAGGACAAGCUCCCGCUCCCGGGCCUCGCCCGGCUCAAUGGGUGCAUCUUUUGCGACGAACUCCUUGCACCCGGCACUCGGGUCGUUCGCGGCAAGACCAAGCAUCAGAUGUUCAAGCGUGGGCGCGGGCGCGGCCGGGGGCGGAGAAAGAGAGGCAAGUUGGAUCAUUUGUUGCGGCACUGACACCUCAUAGAGUCGGGCACAGCCGCAACGUCACGCCGGGCGUGCCAAUCGAGGUCCGGAUGACCUUAACGUGCUCGUUGUUGUAAAAGACCAUGCUCUCGA
Messenger RNA from Thecamonas trahens ATCC 50062, 2763 nucleotides. RefSeq names its product DNA topoisomerase. The transcript has a single exon. Gene Ontology annotation, biological process: DNA topological change. The record is from RefSeq and is a predicted model, not a curated record. NCBI's taxonomy places the organism in Eukaryota, Apusomonadida, Apusomonadidae. Gene Ontology annotation, cellular component: nucleus. Gene Ontology annotation, molecular function: DNA binding; DNA topoisomerase type I (single strand cut, ATP-independent) activity. Bases 49 to 2661 code for a protein of 870 amino acids.